Messenger RNA from Schistosoma rodhaini, 7594 nucleotides. The record is from the annotation of a GenBank genome assembly. NCBI's taxonomy places the organism in Eukaryota, Metazoa, Platyhelminthes, Trematoda, Strigeidida, Schistosomatidae.
CCUUUUCAGGACAGCCAACGAAGUGAGUAUUUUGUUAUUUUAGUUUAUACAAAAUGAUUCCUUACCAGACCUACCUAAAAAUGAUGCGUAGACAGGUAUCAAACUCCGAGAACAAGCAAUAAACCCACAAUAACAUACUACCAUAAUGAAGCAAAAGACCAAAUUCUUUAACAUAACAUACGACAAUUUAAGAUUGAACGUACUUAAACUGAUGACCGAAAUUCGUGUGCGUGACAAUUUGAAGUAGAAGAGUUUAAGUUGUUUUUUCCAUUAUAAUUUUUAUUGGCUUGUGUGCUUUUUUGUGGCCCGAUAUCUUGGUGCCACUUAAGUUGGACGACGUCGACGGGUUCACCACUUUAGUGGUCCUAAAUCUGACUCCAGUAAUAUUGCAUGACUCACUGUUCUUGAAAUAUACCUAUUUUGGCUACUCUCGUAUAUAAUUAUCGAAUUAAUCCGCAUUAGUGAAUAACGGAAUUAAAUAAGUCAAAUGCGAGAAUGAAUUUUUGAAUAUGCAUAUUUUGUAAAAUUGUUGGUGGAGACAAACGAUCAAAGAAACAAAGCGAAGAUAAGGGAGCGAAAUGAAAUGACGCGCGGCAGAGAUGGUAUGUAAGCCAACUCAAUUAAACCAAGUGUGAAUUGAUAUCUAUAGUCAGAUAAAAAUCAGUUACGGGCAUAUGAUGAAUAGAAUAAGAAGUGCACAUACAUAUGGUCAUAUAAAAACAGUCAAAGUUGACAAGCGAAUAAUUAACAAAGUCAAAAUGUGAUUCAAGAAGAAUGAAUAAACUGGUCUGUCAGGAAGCUAGAAGAAGUUGUGUGGGCUUGCAUAGCACUACAGCUUUACAAAAAAUCGUGAACCUAAGUCAGAAUUGUCCCGAAUAGCACUGAAAUAACGCUAUAUUUAUCAUGGACUCUGGUUAACUCUUAGAUAUAAGCAAUACGAAACGAAGAGUUUCAUCCUGACGAUUGAUCGUCUACUUUCCGAUAUUUAGACAAUUAAUUCAUGGCAAUCAAAAAUCACAUCACUUUUGGAUAAGAUCAAAAGUGUAUUCGAUAAUCUCACAUAAUUUACACACUUGUAAUCUUAUUGAAAUGUAGAAUAAAGUCACUGAAACUUAAUUUGUCUCCAUUAUUAAAUGAUUCAUUGUAUACUAUAGCACCCAUUACUUAGCCGUAUAUAACAAAGCAAAAGGUGAACUUCUAUAUUACUGAUUGUUACCUUAAGGCGUUGGUUGAUUGUUGAAUUGCUCUUUUUGCCUUGUUUCUACUGGCUUGUUCAGUUCUCUCUCUGAUGAAUAUUAGAUAUUAGUUAAUUUUUUUUAAUCUCAACUUGUAUGUAUUGUCAGAUUUCAUAAGACACAUUUAUGGAUCAAAUGUUUGUUUAAAAUAAGAAACUAAUGUAUUAUAAUUUAAAAUUUGUGCUAGAAUUUUAUCAGUUCUUAGACUAACUUGAAAACUGAUUUCUGAUAACUCUUUUAGAACAAAUGUUUUGUGGCUAGCAGCAGGAUCCAGGAUGAGGAAUUAUUCUUAUUUGGGACUCGUUAGCCGAAUGUACCUGGAUCCACGUGUUUAUGUUUAAAUUUUGACCUAUUACAUUUUUAUUCCAAAUCUAACGAAAUAUUUACUAAGCUGCUGGGUUCAGACAGACACUAACUUGUCCAAUUUCUCAAACGUUCUUCACUUAUAUUUUUUCAUUUAUUGUAUUAGAAAAUAAUAUGUAAAAUAAAGCGGGAAAAAAGGAAAAGUGAAAAGUUGUUCUUAUUUGUUUGUCGCAUGUAGCAUGCUAAUCUGUUGAUUUAUUUUAUUUUCAGUUUAUCUUAGCCAUUGGUCUGUUUUAAUAGAUAUAAUUGCUUUGUGGUGUCUUCAUAAACUGAGUUGGUUGCCAUAUGUGUUACGUAUGAAUAACCAUGACCUACCUCGAAUAGCUAUGUUAGCUUGUAUAGGAGUAAGUUGAGAGAGAGAGAGCCGGGGAGGGGGCGGCAAAAUGAAGGCGUGCUAUCGAUUCAUGAAGACAUUGACUACUGGUAUGAGGCCUUCAGGUAAAUGGAGAUUGCCUGAUUUGUAUCUGUGCAAAUAAUGGUAGAAGGCACUGAAUAAAACAGCUCAGAAUCAGUCACAAUAACGUAGAUGCAUUCACUCGUUAUCCCACCCUAGAUCUUGAGCUCUGGUUUUCUUUCAUAUAUACCUUCUCUUAUGACUUCUUAAAUCAUAUUCUAAAUGCUUGGCCUUUCUCAUCAUCAUUGACACAACACAUUCCUAUUUACUUAGUAUUCCACUUUGUGACCUAAUGUAGUAUAGCAGCUUAGCCCCGACGAUGAUUGUGACUAACUAAUGUGUAAGACUGAGUUAUAGUGGUAUUUCAAGAAUAUAGAGAAUGUAUUCUAUGGUUAUAUUUUAAGUUUAUUAUCCAUAAAAUUCUUUACAUGAUUAAACUCAAAGUUGGUAAAUUGCUUGCUGAUGGGAUGCCUAUACUCCUCCACGAGGGGUAACAGGCGUAAGUAAGUAGUAAAUUUCUUAAGUCAAUAAGAUCAGUUGAUAGGGUACUUGUUUUGAAUGACGAAAAUCUAUUAAACAAAGUUCAUUGGAAUUUCACAAUCCACGCGUUAUCUCUUUUUCAGUCUAUCCACUAGAUCAUUUGAUCAGUAUCGAUAUUCUCAUAAACAUCACAUAUUUACUGAAAAGUCAGUUCGAUAGGUCUAUUUCAGUAAGCUCAUUUUCGUAAAUGGCUGUACAAAAAAAUGGAAAAAUGCAUCCAUAGCUUUCUAAUGACUGGCUUUAACCAGAAAAAACAACGCACAUUUCCCAUCUUAUAAUUCAAAAAUAGGAGGAAUAGUUUGUUUCAUCUUUUUGAAUGGAUGUCAUUCAACUGCUAAUUUGAAUACAUAUUUAACAAGUCACAUGUCUGUCAUUGUGCAAUAAUUAAAUAUACAAGGCUUUAGACGGUUGACAAGAGUUUAGUAAAGCGACGUUGACCGGUUUCAUCUUUAUCAAAUUUAUGAAUUUAUUAUGUUAUAGGUGGAGAUAAACUGGUGAAUUUAAGUUUCAUGCUUCUUGGAGCACCAGGGUUUUCGUAUACGUGGAUGACAUAUUAAGGUUGCAGUUGGCUCAUUUAUCGCCGAGAUGUUUGGGAUGCGACAGACCGGUUUUAUGAAUUUAUUUAUUUAUAUUUAUUUAUAUUUGAACUUGUUGAGGACGAAUCAUGAAAUCGGCCUUACUGGUGACUAGAAUAGAUACAAACCCUCGCAUUCUCAAUUUUCUUGCCGGCUGUUUCUGCUUGUAAAAGAAAAAACAGUACUAAAUAGAGUAAUCAAAUCAUGUCGCGUAACCUUCAAUUGUCACUUACAGUUUACUGAUAAAAUAGAAUACACUAAUCGGUGGCCGAUUUAUUUACGUAGUGUGGUAUCACAAAAUAUAGUUCUCAGGCAGAAUUAGUUGGUGACAAAUUCUUUAAUGACAAGUCAUUAGUUCUAAACUGCCUAGGAAGGUCCGCUUUGGUAAUAAAAAUAAAGUGAUGGAAAAUAUUAAUGCUGGACUCUAUCUCGACACCCCAAAUGUAAAUCAGUUGUCAGUGUGGGACUAAAAGCGCUGAACUAAUGUUAAAGCCUUGAAAAUUUGUGUAGUACUCUGUGAAGAAAAAUUAUCAAGUGAAACUCUACCUCACUACUUCAAUACUUCUUGAAAAGAUGAUUCAUAUUCUCCGUCAUGGGUUGUUGAAUUACGACUUUGUAGAAAGUUUGCUCGUCGUAACACAUGCCUACAAAAGAUUUGAAUAAUGGCAACUCAGGUUGGUAGAAAAGAAAUAUCUUCUGUUACUAUAUCUCUGGUUUGUAAAUUAGGCCCCAUUUUCUCAAAAUUUCGUCCCAGAGUUUUUACUGACCAUCGAAAGCCAUUAAGUGAUGAUACCUGCCUUAAGGACACCCUUGUAAUAAAACAUUUGGUUUAUUUGAGAUCUAAAUAAACUUUAACUGAAAUUCAAUAGAUUCGUUCGGCAAAUGAAUGUUUGUGGAUUUUUUUAAAAGUUAUUCGACAGUGAGUCUCAGACCAAGGUUUCUUGUUUGGUAUGGCCAAUCAUUAAGAAUAAUCAGUAACCAUGCACAAACUUUCUGUUUCCGUGAUUCAAACCCUGUUUUACAUUUCAUGCAGUCAAAUACAUUGUUGUAAAAGUACUCCUAUAAAUUGGACACUUAUUAUUUUACGAUUUCUAAUCAACACAAAAUUCUUCCUUUAUAUCUAUCUUUGUCAAUAUCUAUAAUAUUCCUUGAUUUAACUUCAAAGCCAUUCUCUCCCACAUUUAAACUCUUGUAUAUAUUUCUAAUUAUUUUGCGAUACGUUAAAAUCUGGGUAAAUGUCCUAUUGAUUAAUUCACAUUUUUUGUGCACGUAUUUAUCUAUACAAAUACAUAUAUAUAUUUAGAUCACAAUUAUCCUUUAUCCUUCUUUAUGUAUACAGGUAGAAGAAACUUCAUUGAUUAUUUUGUGUAAUUGUAUGUAUGUGCAUAUCUGCAUAAAAGUAUUCCUGUAAUAACCAUUAUUAAACACUAGAAUUUUCGAACAAUUUUAUUGACCAUUUUAACUAUAUAUAUGUGCGUGCAAAGGGUCACGUGUAUUGUAUGUUUAUCUCCUAAUAUGUGUAUCACAUAUUCAUUGGAAAGCAGAUUUGAUAAUAAGAAAUACGAUGAAAAAAAUAGUGGGAAAAUAUUUCCCUUUAAACUUUAGGUAAUUGAGUAGCAUUUAGUUGUCUAAUGAAAACUUUCCUGAUAACACUAUUUCAUUAUCUUCAUAAGUAACUGUAUAGCUAAUCUAAUGAUAUUUGAAAUAUAUAUUUCCUUCAUUAACAAGGCAACUAAAUGAAUGAUUGCGAAAUACCUCGAAUUGAGUGAAUUUCAACUUAUACACUAAUGAAUUUCAACUCAGUGAUCUAGAGAUUAAAUACUCACAUAUCAGACUAAAAUUCUUCUCUUCAAUCUCCAGUGGAUUCGUGAAUGAACACUCCUGAGAGUUCAAGACGUUCCAGUGAAAGUACUAGUUCAGUUGAUAGUGAAGUAAUUUUAGAAGCUGAACGUUUAGAAUUAGAACGUUUAGCUUUAAAAGAACUUGAAUUAGCAGUUUCUAAACCUGUAGCUUUUUCAGUUAGAACUAAUAUAAGUUUUGAUGGAGCCUUAUAUGGUUUGGAUGCACCAUCACCGACUAGAGUUAUUAGUUUUGGUAUAAAAGAUUUUCUACAUAUUAAAAAACGUUUCAAUCAAGAUUGGUGGAUUGGUCGUGUAGUUCGAAUAGGUAGUCCAAUUGGUUUUAUACCUAGUCCAUCUAAACUUGAAGUAAUCAAUAAUAUUAUUUUAUCGGCCAUUACCACUGCUGCUAAUACUAAUGUGGUACACUUUGCCAAUGAAAUUCAAAAUCCGACAACUAAACCAGCUCCUGUUGGUGGAUUCGGAUCUGCAGACACAACGUUAGAACGCGGAGGAAAUCGUGGGUUGUUGUUGUCUAGCGAUGUAGAUCAUCGUGGACCAACUUUGAGUGCUAAUCGUCAAAGGCAAUCGGAAUCACCUCCAGUUCAUAAAAAUUGGAAAGAUGUUGAUGCAUAUGAUGAAGAUGAUUUACGUGAUACACCACAAACUGUAGAGGUACCAGGACAACCAACUACCAAGAAACCCCAACCUGUUGGGCCUGGAGUUAAGAAGAGACCAUUCUCUAAAAAGAAUGAAUUUGUACCUCCAUAUGAAAUUGUACCAUGUAUGCGCCCUGUUGUAUUUGUUGGUCCAGCUUUGAAAGGUUAUGAAGUGACAGAUAUGAUGCAGAAAGCAAUAUUUGAUGCAAUGAAAAAACAUUUUGAUGGAAGAAUUAUUGUUAGUCGUGUCAGUACAAAUAUAUCAUUGGCUAAACGUGUUGGUGAAUUAUUACAUUUGGAUAAAAAGAAUAUUUUAGAAAAAGGACGAAGUCGACAGCUUGUUUCUCUAAUUGAAGUUCAACAGGAUUUAGAAAGAAUAUUUCAUUUGGGUAGUAAAAUGCAAUUACUUUUAUUAGAUUGUGAUACAAUUAAUCAUCCAAAUCAAAUUACUAAAACAUGUUUAGCACCUAUUGUAAUUUAUAUCAAAAUUACUAGUAUACGUGUAUUAAAUCGUUUAAUUAAAAAUCGUGGUAAAUUACAAAAAAAGAAUGCUGGUGUACAAACAGCUGCCGCUGAAAAACUAUUACAAUGUUCACCAGAAUCAUUCGAUUACGUAAUAGAUCAAAAUAAUUUAACCACUGCAACAGAAGCACUAAGUCAUUUCUUAGAAGGUUAUUGGGCAGCAACACAUCCUCCUUUAAUAGUUAGUAAAGCUGAACGUCUUCUUGGCUCUUUUUCUGCUCCAGUGCCUGAAACGAAAGAAGUUGAUUCAGAUCGUCCACUUGUACCUAUGACACCUGGUCAUCCAGGGCUGAGUGUAGUUACCAAAUCUGCAUUAAGUGCAGGAUUUACUAGUCAAGAAAUUAGUGAAUUAACCGGAGCAAGAGCAACUGGUUGGUUAACAGAAAAUGGUGGACAAGUAGAAAAUGAACUUGGACUUACUGGUGUACAUCAUGCUGGUAGCGUUGGUAGUGAAUUUCAUAAUACACAUUUUGGCGGAAGAAAACUUAAAACUGAUCAUAAUAAUAGUCCUGAUGGUCUUAACACAACACAUUAUUCAGAUGAUGAAAAUGAAGGUUCACGUUCAAAUUAUCCUCGUAAUGGUCGAUUACAUAUGGGUGCUGCAAGUGCGGCGGCAAUUGCUGCUGUUGCCGCUGGACUUACACCUAAAGUUCACUCGUUACAUCCAUCAUUAUUUCAAGGUGAAGAUAAACGAAAUGGUUCAGUAAUUCGUGAUAUAAAUGGCAAUACUACACAUGAAUCACCUGGUUUAACUAUGGGUUUAGGAUUGGGUAUAGCGAAUGGGGUUGCAGCUACUAUCAGUGCUGCUCUGUUUCCGAGUCAUAAUAGUACUAAUCAUCAUCAGCAUCAUUCAGCAGAGAACUAUCAUCAACCAAUAUCAAGAAUACCACCUCCAACAAUUGCUGCCGCAGCUGUAGCUUCGGUAGUUUCGCCACCGUUAAAAGACUUGGGUAUUCAUCAAGUGGAAGGAAGUGAUGGAACACAAGUCUAUCAAAGUAGAUCAGCUCGUCAAGCAAAACAACGUGAAGAACAAUUAGCACGAGUAAAACAAGAGGUUGAAGCUAAAGCUUUAGCAUUACAAGCUACUGCAGGUGGUAGACGAAGACGUCGAGAUAAAGAAAGAAGACAAAGAAAUCCUGAUGGUUAUUGGGAUUCUCAUGAUGAACGUUAUCAAGCUCAUGGAACAAAUGAUUUAUCACAACAUUCUCAUCAAUGGAAUGGACCACCUGUUCGAUCUAUGGCAAGAGCAUGUCCACCUGAUGAUUGACUGACUGAUUAUUUAUAUACUUAUUUCAAUAAACAAAUAACUUCAAUAAUUGAUUCCUGCCUUUUUUUGGUAGUAACUUUUCUAUUUUACUCACUGCUCAUUUACAAGAAGUGUAUCUGUAUACAAUUUAAAUCAAAAGUCAAUUCAGUGAUUCUGCAAAUAUAUUUAAAAUGUGAAAAACUUGUUUAGAAUAUAUAUCCA